Helobdella robusta is the source of this 1371-nucleotide messenger RNA. RefSeq lists its product as hypothetical. The transcript has 11 exons. Lineage: Eukaryota; Metazoa; Annelida; Clitellata; Rhynchobdellida; Glossiphoniidae. The record is from RefSeq and is a predicted model, not a curated record. The coding region runs from base 1 to 1371 and encodes 456 amino acids. Gene Ontology annotation, cellular component: plasma membrane.
AUGUGUCAUGCUGUUGUCUAUGCUGAAUGUUGUCGGGGGACUCAGGCAAAAUUCUCUGCUGUUAGGGGCGAAAUAGAAUGUAUUUGCACCGACCAUUUGGAAGUUGGCAACCAGGUCAAAAUAUGGGAAUGCAUAAGAGGACAUUAUAGUUAUUAUUUAGUAUUUGACGUAAAGGCUGUACUGAAUUUUGAAGAAGCAGUCAGGGUUUAUCACUUUUGUAUGAAUGACUUGGAAGCAUCUAAAGAAGCAACCUGUGAGCCGUUCAAAUGUCUGCCAGGUUGGAGUGGUUCGCUCUGUGAGAUCGAGGUUCAUGGCAGAAACAUUAAACAAAAAAAAGCUGUCGAAAAAAUGCCCUCAACUUUGUACAUUGGUUGCUUCAAGUACGUGAACUGCGUUGAGAGGUCCUACGCGGCCAAUUUGGACGAAUGCAUCAAUUUCUGCAAGCAAUACCCAAUAUAUCGCCUCGUCAUUUGCAUGCGUACACCUCUACGACAAUUUCAGAACGGAUCAGAAUGCUUUUGUUCAACAGAGGUUGAUGAGUUAUUAGAAUCUUCAAUGUGCAAUAGCACAUGUGCCGACGGAAAAGCAUGCGGUGGAGCCCAUUUCUACAGUGUUUAUUCCAGUUCGUCGUCAUUCUUACACAAUUUGAACUGUCAAAUUUUAGUAGAAGAUUUGGUUGGGUGUUACUCCGACGAAAAAAUUAAUUUGGAAAAGGCAAAAGAUCAUUUUAAAGAUGAUUACAUGACGUUUGCGUACUGCCUAAGCUUUUGUAGGGAACACAAAUCAGAUCAUGUAGCUCUUAAGAAUUCCUCCAUGUGUGUUUGUGGAUACCUGUUCGACCUGUUUGCACCUAGUGACCAGGUGCACAUUUCCAAAUGCGACGUGCUCUGCCGCGAUGACCCAACCAAAAAUUGUGGCUCCACCCACGCCUUCUCCGUCUACAAAGCAUUCUCCUUCUACCAAAGCGAAUCAGUUGAUACCUCCAGUCACUUCUGUAUGAACAAUAUGCAAGCGAAUUUCUGUCACCCUGGAAUGUGUGAUGAUGGAUGGACAGGAAUCUUCUGCAAUGAAAGAGACUGUUCGAAGUCGAAUGGGAACUGUGAGGAUUCAACCUGCAUCAGCGUAACAGUCAAUGGUCAUCAGAGAAAUGAAUGUCAUUCUCAUGAAAUAAAAGGCGCAAACAACUGGUGUAACGUCGAGUUAGAAAUAGAAUUAGAAUUCACAAAUAUUCCCAUGGUGACACAAGCCAUUUAUUUCUACACAUUGAAUAGAGCAAUAAUACGUUGGGGAGAAUGUUUAGAUUUGAAUAACAUAACAGGGUUGAAAGUGGUUCAGAAGAUUAGAGUCUGUGUGAGAACCACUUCGAGAUAA